CACCGCAGCUCGCGGGGAGAGAUGAAGACGUCGUCUUCGGGUGCGAUCGCGGCUAAAACGACCGCGAUCUAGUGCUCUUGAUGUGUGAAAAUCGAAUGUCUCGUUACUCAGGUCACGAAUAAUGGCACCUCCGCCAGUCGUUACCGGGAUAUCCCCGAAGGAAGGACCACCCGGUACGCGUAUAACCAUCCGAGGCGAGUUUCUCGGCACCAAAGCCCAGGAACUUAUAGGUCUUACAAUAUGCGGAUGCGAUUGCUUAUUGUCGGCGGAAUGGAAAUCCCCGAACAAAAUAAUUGCAAGAUCUGGGCCAUGCAAGGGAAGAGGUGAUAUAAUAGUGACAACUCGUUCUGGAGGUCAAGGAACUUCAACAGUGCAGUUUAGAGGGUACCAUGAAACAAUUGGUCCAAUGAAAGAAUCCGCAGUAUGGGUAGAAGAGGCACCAGUUCAAAGUUUUGUAUGGGGUAGACGUGCAUUGUCACCCACCAAUUACCAACAAGAAGAUCCUUUAGGCCUCAGUGUUGAAGGAAAUGAAAAAAAAUUUCCCGAGGAUGAGUUAGUUGAGCUAUUUGGUGAUGCCAGUGGUGAAUUAACAAGUGAAAAGUUUCAUCCUGGCAUGUUCCUGUUGCAACACCAUCAUGCAACUUCAUUAGAUGACCUUAAAGCAGGUUUAGCCUACUUAAGACGUAAAGUAAACUCACAAAAGGAGGGUCAGCUUUCUUUCCUAAAGGCUAAUGUUGGAUCUGUAAUGGAACAACUUGAAACUAUUACAUUUCUUAAAGAGCAAUUUGAGGCAGAUGUGAAAAAAUAUGGUGAAAAUCCUAUGGAAAAACUUGAGACUGCCAUAAGAGAUUCCAUGACAGAAGCCAAUAAACUUUUCGACGACGUUUUAGCUAGGAGAGAUAGAGCAGAUGCAACGAGGAAUGCAUUAUCGGUGAUGCAGAGAUACAAGUUCUUAUUUUGUAUGCCUGUUAAUAUUGAGAAAAACAUUAAGAAUGGCAACUAUGAUCUAGUAAUUAACGAUUAUGCACGUGUAAAAAAUUUAUUUAAAAAUACUGAAGUUGAAGUGUUCAAAAAAGUUUUGAGGGAAAUCGAGUAUAGAAUAGAGACUCUUAGAGAAGUAUUAAAAAAAAAAUUAGAAGAAGUGCCAUUCGCAUUGGAAGAGCAAAAAAAGAUUAUCAGACAUCUUAUUAAUCUUGAAACUGAAGGAGAUCCAGCUUGGGAUGCAAUAGUUUCACAUGCAAAUUAUUUAGAAAAAAGUAUAAAAUCUUGCUUAAAUGAAUACUUGGAUCCUGAAAACAGAGAUGAUGAUUACAGAGGAGGCUUAGUUAUUAAAUCUAAUGCAUCCACUCCGAUGUCAAUUAAACAAUUUAAAUUAACAAAAACUGAAGAAAACAAUGCACCUACUAGAGUUCAGUGUAUUGAAGCAUUGUGUGACAUCAUUAUGGAACAAUUACCAGACCUGUGGAGAUUAGGUCAAAGUUACUUUACAGGGCAAUUGCAUGUUAGUGUUGAUACAGAAAAACAAGGACCAUUUAAAAACUUGGUGCUAUCAAGUAUUCAACAUGCUGUUGAUGCCAUGAAAACUGCUUGUGACACUAGUAUAGAAGCUCCAUGGCUUUUACAUAAUCUCAGGUGUAUUAGACAUAUGUAUGCAUCACUAAUUCAUUUAGACUUACCGAGUGAUGCUUUAGACCUAUUUGGAACGUUUAUUUUUGACUUGAGAUUACAAUGUUUGGUGUCACUGUUUAAACAGACUGCUGAUAAUAUUCUUUUGCUGAAUCGCAAAGAAACAUGGGAAAUAGAAUAUUUAGAUGCAGAUGGUGGAAUUACCAAGUUGCCAUCACUCUUCGAAGAAAUGGUAAUGGAAGUGGCCAAGUUGGCAAAAAAUACAGCCGUGGCUUAUGGACCAAGAGAGUCACCUUUGUUAGCAGAUCCAGAACAUCAAGAAGAAUACCACAACUUAAUCAAGUCGCUGUUUUCAUCUUUUGCUCACUGUCUUCACCAGCUGGCCACCAGUGGUAGUGAAGACACAUUUGACGAGGAGAUAAGGGCUACCUCGCGAUUAACAGGCUCUCCUGCUUAUAGAAUAAGGGACAGCAAAAUGCAUGGACCGACUUGGGAAGAGUGCCUCCUGAUAUCUUUGAGCAAUAUCAGGUAUACGCUAAAGGUGGUGCUACCGCGAAUAGAAGAAAAUCUCAAAUCACAGGGAUAUCCAGAUUUAUCUACUGCCAUUGGUUAUAACUCUGACUGGACGGAGUUGGAAGCUCUAGAUGCUGAAGUAUUAAAAACUUAUUUAGAAAGACGUUGCGAUCCUCUCAUCGGGACAAUAGAGCCUAGCAUGUAUUUAGGCGGUCGAGAUUGGACGUCAGAAUUCAAACCAAAGCACGUAAAGCCAUAUGUUCAAGAAAUCUUAGCCAACGUGAUAGCUGUUCACGCCGAGGUUCGACGAGUUUCGCCGCGCUUACUUUAUCGAGUACUUUCGCACAUCGUUGAAACCAUCUCCGAAGAAUUAGCUCGUUUAAUGUCUUGCGCUAAUAAACGGUUUAGUGCACAGGGUAUUAUACAAGCCAGGACUGAUAUGUUACUGUUGCAGAAAGCGUUAGAGCGCUAUUGUACAAAAGCCGCAAAGAAUUUUUUUGAGGACGCUUUACAAUCGAUACCACCGCCAGCCAGCAAAAAAGAUUUGGAGAGGAUCGACAUACUCUUAACGCAAGUAUCAAUGCUUAUGAGACUACAGUUAUCAUGUCUAACGGAGAAUUUAGAUUCGAAGAAAACGGGCUCUAAUGAAUUAACAACUGUAUAGUUUACGAAUUUUAUUUAAUUUUUUUCUGCAAUAAUUUUGCUUUUGCAAGAUUAGUCGGAGAAAGGCAAUAUAUUCUAGUUAUCAUGAAUUUAUACAUACGGAAAACGACGUUGUUUUAUACUAUCGCGGAAAAUGAAAUUAACCGGGUUUACACCUACAUGAGGUUUCGCUGAAACGUUUAUUUGUUUCAUCUCUUUAAAAAAAAAAUAUAUAUAUAUAUAUUUAUUGUAUUAUAAUAAAAAUUUUACUUUUUA
Molecule: messenger RNA, 3057 nt
Organism: Nasonia vitripennis (jewel wasp)
Lineage: Eukaryota; Metazoa; Arthropoda; Insecta; Hymenoptera; Pteromalidae
Gene: Sec5
Product: exocyst complex component 2
Exons: 11
Coding region: 122-2803 (893 amino acids)
Biological process (GO): Golgi to plasma membrane transport; exocytosis
Cellular component (GO): exocyst
Source: RefSeq, a predicted model, not a curated record